GGGGUUCUCUCCAAAGGGAUGGGUAAAAAAACCCUAUUCCAGUGUGGGAAAAGCCCGCUUGAGAGGAGAGUUUUGGAACGACACAUCAGGGGUCUUGAGCUACAAAUAAAUUUAAACUAUUAUUGCAUGGAGAUUCUAGAAAAAAAGGAGAGGCCUUUUUAACAGACUGUAUUAUUACCACGUCGUUGUCCAGGCUUUAUCGGCAGCGGCUCUCGCAUCGCCAACGGUCGAUCUGCCAGCAUAGCCCAUAACUCGAGUAAAACGGCUAGGAGAACAAGACCAGCUUGUCCAAGGCGACAAAUUGAAAGGGAAGAAAAGAAAAAAGAGAUAAAAAAAAUGAGUGACUCGCGGCGCCACAGCAGCUACGGCGACCGGCGUCGCCGGUACUACGAAGAGGACGAAUCCGAUGACGGCUACGACGACAACAGCUACUACCACUACGACCCGCGGCACCAUGGCAGAGACGACCGGCGGCGCACGCGGGACCGCAGCGUGCACUUUGACGACACGCCCCGGUCGUACGACUACCUUCCUCCCAAGUACAGCUACAGCAACAGCAGCAGCAGCAGCAGCAGCAGCCGCCGGCGAGGUGACGAGGUCUCCCGCGCCCGCAGCACGCACCACCGACGCGACGACAGCGUGGAGCGGAAGCGGCACCGGGAUGCCUCGGAGCGGUAUAGGAAUUCCGACCGGCGCCGGCACAGAUCGCACGACCAGCCGCGCCGCGAGCACCACCGCCACAGGGACGAGGAGCGGGGCCGCGAGCGGGACAGAGAACGGGACCGAGACAGAGACGCCAGGCACCGGCAGCGGCCGGCGCACCGGAGACACAGCACGGGCGGGGAGAUGCGCGCCAACAAGAGCCAGAGGAGGAGCAGGAGCAGAAGCCGCAGCAGCAGCGACGACGAGGGGAGGGGGAAAUCGCUGAGCCGGCUGGCGGCGUCGGCGGCGCUGACGGCGGGCGGGGUGGAGGCGCUCAAGAUCCGCAACGACCCGGGCAGCUGGGUCGGGAGCAAAGGGCGGCGCGUGGUGACGGCGGCGCUGGGUGCCGCCGCCAUCAACAGGGUCGUCGACAAUGGCAUGAGGGACCACCCCGUCAGGCAAAAGGCUGGUGCGGCGCUCGGGGGUGUCAUUCUGAACAAGGUGCUGAAUGGGAGUCGCAAGUGAGGACUUUUUGACUUUUGUUUUUUUUUUACAAGGUUACGGAACGAAUGAGCGAUUCCAGCGUUUUAUUUGUUUUGUUCUGAUGAUGACGAUUUCUUUUGUCGAGUUGAGGUUGGUGUUUGAUUUGCGUUCAUCGUGUACAAGUGUAUUAGUCUAGGAAAUGGCAGGAAAACUGGUCAAGGAUGACAAAAUCACUAGACGAGUUUACGACUAUGCUUUGUUUAUGGUUAUACAUGAGACUAUCCAUAAUGGGCUUAGUGUGGUCAGCUGCGUUUGUUAGACAAUCAGUGUUGUACCACAAGUCCCGCACAAGAGGAUCAGGCUUGAGUAUUGUCAUGGAGUAGCUAUCUUAAUAACAUUGUCGUGUUCAAGGCAUGUUUGAAUCUGAAAUUCUC
Messenger RNA from Pyricularia oryzae 70-15, 1559 nucleotides. RefSeq lists its product as uncharacterized. The record is from RefSeq and is a predicted model, not a curated record. Bases 337 to 1167 code for a protein of 276 amino acids. The transcript has a single exon. NCBI's taxonomy places the organism in Eukaryota, Fungi, Ascomycota, Sordariomycetes, Magnaporthales, Pyriculariaceae.